Nycticebus coucang (slow loris) is the source of this 3285-nucleotide messenger RNA. RefSeq names its product synaptotagmin 2 (gene SYT2). NCBI's taxonomy places the organism in Eukaryota, Metazoa, Chordata, Mammalia, Primates, Lorisidae. Gene Ontology annotation, biological process: regulation of calcium ion-dependent exocytosis; regulation of dopamine secretion; synaptic vesicle endocytosis. Gene Ontology annotation, molecular function: syntaxin binding; clathrin binding; phosphatidylserine binding. The transcript has 9 exons. The coding region runs from base 336 to 1595 and encodes 419 amino acids. Gene Ontology annotation, cellular component: synaptic vesicle membrane; dense core granule; axon. The record is from RefSeq and is a predicted model, not a curated record.
CAUCGAUCAGGCCCCCUCCCUCCGCCGCCUGGUCGCAGACUGCUAAGCUCAGCAAAUCUUGCGGCAAAGGCACUUCGGAGCCGAGUUGGGGCAGGCAGAGGCGGAGCGGGGACUCCGCGCCCCGGGGGAACCGACGCCCCUGCUAAACCGUCGCCUGCACCGCAUCCUCGCAGCCCGACGCUCCCUCACAUCGAGUACCCGGGACCUCUCCGGCCUCCUUCGGGUCGCUCACCGGUGAGUCCGCAUCCUUGACUCCCGUGGGUGGCACCGACCUCCCGCUCCAAAGUUUCUCCUGCUGCUGAGCCGAGGAGCUACGCGCUGUCCCCUCUGCCGCCAUGAGGAACAUCUUCAAGAGGAACCAGGAGCCCAUUGUGGCUCCUGCCACCACCACUGCCACAAUGCCAGUCGGGCCUGCAGACAACUCCACUGAGAGUGGGGGUGCCGGAGAGAGCCAGGAGGACAUGUUUGCCAAGCUGAAGGAGAAGUUCUUUAAUGAGAUCAACAAGAUCCCCUUACCUCCCUGGGCCCUCAUCGCCAUCGCCGUGGUUGCCGGCCUCCUGCUUCUCACCUGCUGCUUCUGCAUCUGCAAGAAGUGCUGUUGCAAGAAGAAGAAGAACAAGAAGGAGAAGGGCAAGGGCAUGAAGAACGCCAUGAACAUGAAGGAUAUGAAGGGGGGCCAGGAUGAUGAUGACGCGGAGACAGGCCUGACUGAGGGAGAAGGUGAAGGAGAGGAGGAAAAAGAGCCAGAGAACCUGGGCAAACUGCAGUUUUCCUUGGAUUAUGAUUUUCAGGCCAAUCAGCUCACCGUGGGCGUUCUGCAGGCUGCCGACCUGCCGGCCCUGGACAUGGGAGGCACGUCAGACCCAUAUGUCAAAGUCUUCCUCCUUCCUGACAAGAAGAAGAAAUAUGAGACCAAAGUCCAUCGGAAGACCCUGAACCCUGCCUUCAAUGAAACCUUCACCUUCAAGGUGCCAUACCAGGAGCUGGGGGGCAAAACUCUGGUGAUGGCCAUCUACGAUUUUGACCGCUUCUCCAAACAUGACAUUAUUGGAGAGGUAAAGGUGCCUAUGAACACUGUGGACCUUGGCCAGCCCAUUGAAGAGUGGAGAGACCUGCAAGGCGGGGAGAAGGAGGAGCCAGAGAAGCUUGGUGACAUCUGCACCUCCCUGCGCUACGUUCCCACGGCCGGGAAACUCACUGUCUGCAUCUUGGAGGCCAAGAACCUGAAGAAGAUGGACGUGGGUGGCCUUUCAGACCCCUACGUGAAGAUCCACCUGAUGCAGAAUGGCAAGAGGCUCAAGAAGAAGAAAACGACAGUGAAGAAGAAGACCCUGAACCCGUACUUCAAUGAGUCCUUCAGCUUUGAGAUCCCCUUCGAGCAGAUUCAGAAAGUCCAGGUAGUGGUCACUGUGCUGGACUAUGACAAGCUGGGCAAGAACGAAGCCAUAGGCAAGAUCUUCGUGGGCAGCAACGCCACGGGCACAGAGCUGCGGCACUGGUCUGACAUGCUGGCUAACCCCCGGAGGCCCAUCGCCCAGUGGCACUCGCUUAAGCCUGAGGAGGAGGUGGACGCACUUCUGGGCAAGAGCAAGUAGGCAGCAGCGGCCAGGACCUGCGCCCUUCACGGACACUGACAAGAUCCAGAGCUAUCAAUACCUCAGUUAUGCGACCUUAGAGGUUUUUUUCGUUUGUUUGUGGUUGUGUCCUUGUUUCUCCUUCUUUUUCUCUUUUUAAAGACCAAUUUCCCUUCGAUGGCUAUGUGAGGAGAGUCCCCUCAGAGGUGAAAGAGGAGCCUGGCUCUCUUCCUGGUCCCAGGAGCUGCCCUUGCUGCAUGCCCUGUCCGGCUCCCCCUUCCUCUCUCACAGCUUCACACUCGCGGCAUCCUGAGUGAGGACCUCUACUGGCGGAAAGUUGUAGCACCUCCUGUUUUUUUAAGCAUAUGGACCAACGAAAUGGCAGCACAUCCUGUUUCCUGACAGGGAAGGCAACACAGUGGCGGAUGAUGUGUGUGUCUGUGUCUCUGUGUGUGUGUGUGUCAUUUAGUAUCACUCUUCAUUCCUGAAAUGAACCGUGGACUGUGAAGUUAGUUGUCUUCGGGAACGCUGAAAUGAAGAAUGUGCACUGAAAGUUUCAAAAUCCUGCUCAGGGGUCAGAAGCUCCCAGACUGCUCAUGGGCAGCUACCGGGCAGACAGCAAGAUGUGGAGAUUGGAUGUGUCCAGAACCAGGACCAAAGCCCUGAUGCCAUCACAGACUUCCUCCUGUCCCUCACGGUUUCCCCAGAAGUUUCUGGGACAUACAUGGAAAUGAACUACUCACCAGAUUAGGCAGUUAGAACAGGGACUGUCAGCCCCAGCUUCUCACUCUUGUUGACAAUGAAUAUCAAACUGCGAAGAAACAGAAGUCCCAUUACCCAGAAAGACAAAAAUUAAACUCCUGGAUCUUCACUCCGUCCAGUGGGAAACGCAGACGCUUUCUCCCCUUCCAGAAUAUAAGCCGUGCAGUUCAUUUCUUCCCCACUGUGCUUCUUCUGUUUCUCUUUUAACAUUCUGUGAAGACCCGUUAUCUGUAUAGAGCCAGAGAAUUUUAAAGGAAGGUUUAAAUUUUCUGAGAUCCCCUGAGGUCCAGGUAAGAAGGGAGUGGUAAGAAGGGCAGGAUGGGGGACAGAGAUUUCCUGGUGAAUGAGAUGAGAUAGAGGGGAGCACAGGGAAUCCCUGGGCCCUCUGCCCUCCAUGCUGGAGAGCUUUUAAGUGGCUGGAGUGGCUGGGAGAGGCCUGUGGGGGGCGUCCUAUCAUUCAUUUGGAGGCUUCUCUGUAGGAAUGCUAAGAAACAAAGGUCAUCCAUUCCAAGUUUCUAUCCCAUGUUCAGUUGUGUCCCCUUCCCCACUUGCCCCUUUUGUCCCCAGCAUUGAUAAAAGCCAUAUAUAUGUCAGUUAAGUUUGCACUGAGUCUUCUUCGAAACCUUCAGCCUGGACAGGAAAGCCAGGUCCCCACGUGGCCAGAGGCCAGCCCUCUUUGCCUCCCUUCUUUUGGCCUUUCCCUUCCAUCUGAUAUAUCUUCACCUCAGAAAACUCAUGGCUUCCCAGGCUCCUGGGGCCCUCUCGUCCCUAGCACCCAUGGUAGCACUUCCCGCUCGAUCUGGGCCACGCAGCUUCCUGUAGGCACCUGAGACAGAUGAAUGAUGUUGGAAAGAAUUAGGCUUAGAGGACCAAGCAUGAAGAAGGUGCAGAGUGUCUUUUUAUUUUAAAAAGGGGGAGGAGUUUCUGUUUUUGUUUUGUUUUUUGGUUA